GAUGUGACCAUACAUAUUUGAAAAAUAAAUAUGCGUAUUGAUAUAACUUUGAAUCGUACGCAAUAUCUCGAACGAUGGGUCACAGCAAAAAACCAGUGACGCUAUUCGUGUCGUUACGCAGUCGCACAAAGAAACACAAUCACAUACGAUACACAACAACGAACAAAUAUGUUUCUAGGCUCAAGGUGGAGUUAUUGGGAGUCUUCCAGGAGAAGAGUGUGGUUGGAGAUGGCGAGGCCGAUUUUUGUCUACAGAUGACAUGCCCAAAGUACUCUGUGCAAUACGAUCUUGAAAACUACGAGGAUGUGUGCGAUGGUGCUCAUCUUUUUCUUGUGCCAUGCAACUCUGAAAAUACCUCAGCUGCCAUCACCAACGACAAAAAACUAGAUAUAUUGCUUACGCAAACAAAGACUUUGGAAUCACUUUUAUUAAUUCGAAACAGUAACACUUUGGAACGGGGCCUGCAACAAGCAAAGUCUACCUCAGAGGCUUUGGCGAACGAUUUGCAUUCGUUGCGCUCUUCGACGACGGCAGAGUUUUUGCAAUUCAAUUUAUUCCUUUUGUCGUCGAAAGCUGAGGUAGCUCGUCUUAUUCGAAGCGAAACGGCCAGUAACAAUCCCGCGGCAAAAUUAAGGCGGAUUGCUAGUGAGAAGCUUAAAGAAUAUAUCAGAGCAGCCGAUACGACCACAGAUAAUGUACAUCGAGCCUGUGCGCUUGUGGACAGCCUUUCCCGCGAUGUGGUCCAACUCGGUGUCAGGCCUGGAAGAGAUAGUUUAGGAGAAAUUACCGAUGCGAUGAAGUCGAUUGACACAGAAGUAGUGAAUUUGCGACAAAUAUUCGAAGAAACCGAUGAGCACUUAAGCGCAGUUUGGAAAGAGGAACUCAGUUUAAUUCUAGAAGAGGAGAAUUUUGUCAAGGAUGAGCGAUUGAAUUUGACCAUACAAGAGGAGACGGUCGAAGACACCUUGCAAGCAUUUGAAACGCUUACAAAGUUCAUUUUCAUGCGGGAACGUUUACCUAAAAAGCAAGUCAUCAUUCGAGUCCCGAAGGAUAUCAAACGAGAAGCCGCUCAUCAGAUCAUCCUCAGCGAACUCGAGGAGUAUCCGAAGGAUGAAGGGAGUAUAAUGGCACAUUUAGCGGAGACAGAGAGGCGGCGUCAAGCGCGCAUCAAUAAGUUCAAAGUCGACGCAGAGCAGGAAGCCUUGGGCGAGACACCUGAUACUUAAGCGACCUGAAAUAUGAAAUAGUACUACUAUGCAGAUCGCGUGCUACCUGAGCUACUUGCGAACACGUUAGGUUCACUCUCGGUGUUUGAUAAUUGGCACGCCUAUGAUCUGAGAUUCCGUACAACGACGGUCAGAUGUUCUGGCUUUUCGCGUACGUUCGCGAUGUCGAUUCUGUUCACGUAUUCAGAUUCUGUAUAAUCCGACUGGUGUAACAGUUCUAUCGACAGUAUAGCACACAACCUUUGUCCACAUCCUGCGCGACCAGGUUGUAUGUCUUUACAUAUCUGCUGUCAUGCCAGUCUGCUAUUCUGAUUUGACAGCCAAAAAUCCCACGGAUACAAUCCCAUUGGUAUUUCCUUGUACUCGUCCGAAAGCCCGUUUUUCAACAACCUGGAUUUCUGGACACAUCGGCGACUACGGCUGAUUGUAUUCCUUCAAGAUAAAGUCGGAGAAUUUUGAGCUCUUUCUUCACGGCUGGCCUGCCGAUAGUGGUGUGUGCUGACCUAUUUGAGUGUACAGCCAGUUAAUAGACUCUGCCUCACCGAGCUUUGCCUGCUGCAUAGCGCUCUGACCUUGCAGGUGGCCAACGUUCUGGGUCCCGGUCUGUUGUGUGUAAUUAUUCAACCACAGCGGUUCGUUCAAGCUGUUUUGAGCAAUAUGUUGCUGGUACAAACUCAUAUGACUCAGGUUGAGGGGCGAUUCAACCGUACUCGCAUAUCUCGAAACGCAGUUCAAUUCUGCUAUGUCAGCAUUAAUGUUAGACUCGAGUUGUGCGACCCCAUUAGGGCUCGGAUUUUGAUCUGUGGAUGGUGCCGCCAUAAGCCCCUGUGAUCCGAUUGAUACAUUGCUUUGACGACCUGAUGAUACCUCCUGCUGCCCGGAAUUCACUAAGCCCGGGAAUUGAAUCGGCUGAAUAGGCAUCGGUUGCGUACUGCAAAACAAAACGAGGGAAUCGCGAGUUAGUUCUCAAAAAGUUUUUUUCUGUCUACUGUAAAAUUUAGCAAGCGCUGCAGUUUGAUCGUG
Molecule: messenger RNA, 2249 nt
Organism: Sphaeroforma arctica JP610
Lineage: Eukaryota; Ichthyosporea; Ichthyophonida
Exons: 11
Coding region: 75-1226 (383 amino acids)
Molecular function (GO): cytoskeletal regulatory protein binding
Source: RefSeq, a predicted model, not a curated record